GUCAACAACAGACCGCUCUCCCAGGGCUACUUGACUUCCAUUGACGCGUUUUAAUCAAUCUAAAAACAAAAUGGCGGCCUUCACAACGACGAAACCACCUUAAGACACUGCUCUACAAUUUACUCCCCGAGACAGCGUUCUCCACCGCAGUGACAUGACCACUUGAGGUAAGGAUGGAGGGAAGUGGGGGCUAUCAGCACGUGCUGGACGCUAUCCUCAUACCGGCCGGAAUUAAGGUUGGCGGACUGCCGGAGGAACUGUUCCUGAAGCUAAAUGAGGAAGAAAGAGAAGCGGCGGAAUGUGCAAUAUGCUUCCUGGUCGCCAAUGACGUCAGACAGUGCCGUAACCGACACAAUUUUUGCGCCAGUUGUCUGUUUGCGUGGUCUAUGACGUCAGGAGCUAACUGUGACAAGUGCCCGGUUUGCAGGGCCCCGGGACCGUAUCACAAGAACACCAAACUAAACACUGAACUGCUGGAGAAGCGAGUGCAGUGCCUUGACGAAAAGUGCAAAUGGAGGGGACCUCUCAAGUUCUACCUCACACACCGGCAUGGUUUUGACAAAUUCAAUAAUUUUGGACAGGAUAUUCUAGAUGUCCCCUUCAUCAAUAGACCGUCAGGGCAAGGGGCACAUCAGCGAGGAACAGAUACAGGUCACAGUGGCAGCCUUACCGAUUUAACCACGAGCUCUUCCUCAGUCCAAGAUGUCUCCCUUCCCGAUGUUACCCGGGCAAAUAUGUAUCAGUUUGACAUCAGUAAUGAGCGUCUGCGGCGUGAGAGGAGGUUCACGCAGAUGCGUGCACAGCUACAGCACGGGCGCGCGCGCUUGAAUAGCAUGAUGGGAAAUUUCCACCACGAGCUCGAGCGCGGUCGGCGAUCAUUGGAAGAUUUUCAUCGCGAGAGAGAGGCUCAAAACCACGCGAACCUGGAAGAAGUCAACCAGAUAGGCCGACAUCUGGCGCAAGUGGCCAACAAUCUGAUUUCCUUGUUAGACUCCGUGAAUCAGGAGGUGAGACAGCAAAGAACUGUGCUGCAAUCCACAACACAGCACGAUGACCAACUGUUAAGGCAAAUGGACGCUAUGACAACCACGUUGACUGGCAGACAGGCCAGAGGAACGCCGCCACGGGGCGGGAGACCGGAUCAUUCCCGAAGAAAUAACGGAGCCUCUUAUACCCGAUCUAGUUUCCCUCAAACAAGAUUGUUACAGACGCCUAGUGGUACUCAGUCAUCGCCAAAUUCAGACCAACCAAACAUCAGCGCAUUAAAUUCAUAUAACUCCGAGCUUCAAAACCGCGAAAAUACGCCAACGCCACUAUCACAAGCCGACAUUUCCGCGGGUGUAAGGGAACGCCCACCGGCGCCAGCACUGCGACACCGCAGCCGUUUGGCGGGACUCCAAGGUCGCCAAGAGGCCGUUGUAGCACAGGGGCGAACGCUCCUCAGACCUGAGGCUAGCAGUCCUCGACCACCGACCUGUGAACCAGCCGAGGAGUCGGUCUCUCACCACCGCUUGUUAACCAGGAGGGACACGGCGCCCAGUUGUGUGUACGGAGUGAGUAGGGACACGGCGUCUGGCCGCCCCGGAACUCCGAGACGGAGAAUCCUGAAUAUCGACUGGAGCACCAUGCGCACGCCCCCUAACAGGAAAAACACAAGGCGGAUACCUAGGCGAUGACUAUACAAUAACGCAGAUUAAUGACGCGUCACAGAGAAUAUUAUCCUUUAGAUGUUAACAGAUCAGGCGGGGGAAGAAGCGCCAAUAUCACAGUGUUAACAGACUGGAGCUUUGGUGUUUUGGCGCAAAUAUUGACAAGUGAUGUGAAAGUUUUGUACAGAUGUACAGUGCAAAGCAAGGUCGCUAUCUAUGCACAGUCGAGGGAACUUAUCAAAGUAGUGACACCAUACCUCUAGAAAAAUUACUUUGAAGUGAUAUUUAUUAACUACUUAGCAGUUAAAUGUGGAAGACACUGCUAUUUACUCCGAUGUGCCGUUAGGUCUUAGAACACAGUCAAGGGCAGAGUGUUAGAUUUGAUCGCCAGAUGGAGCCACCAUCAAAAUGUGCCCAUUUCAAAUGGCCUCAUGACGUCAUUACCGCAUCAGUAUUAUACUAUCUAUCUCUGUAUACAUAUUAAUAUAUAUGUUAACAUAAAUCUUAACUUUCCUCAAAAUGUUCACGUGCCAAGAGUGUAUUCCCCCGUCUUUCCUCGGCAGAGAUGUCAUUUCUUAAAGAAAUACAUGCCAAUGUACAUACAGGUAGGAACUGUAAAUUAUAAGGCCUAGACAUUUUGCAGUAUUUUUUUUUUUUCA
Messenger RNA from Lingula anatina, 2308 nucleotides. RefSeq lists its product as uncharacterized. The record is from RefSeq and is a predicted model, not a curated record. NCBI's taxonomy places the organism in Eukaryota, Metazoa, Brachiopoda, Lingulata, Lingulida, Lingulidae.